Molecule: messenger RNA, 348 nt
Organism: Rhizopus microsporus ATCC 52813
Lineage: Eukaryota; Fungi; Mucoromycota; Mucoromycetes; Mucorales; Rhizopodaceae
Exons: 2
Coding region: 1-348 (115 amino acids)
Source: RefSeq, a predicted model, not a curated record
AUGGCAGAUCUUAACUGGUGCACAUUUUGUGAUAAAGCAGUCAGUCCCUUUUCGGAAUCACUUUACUGCAGUGAACAAUGUUUACGUGCUGAUGCUCUUCGCAACCAUCCAUUAUUAGGUUACACAUAUCCUGAAUUUAUCGAUUUUCCUAGAAAGUCAUCUACAACUUCAUCAUCAACAACAACAGUAUCAUUAUCUUCUAUCUCAACUUAUUCUUCACCAUCUACGUCACCUGCUCUAAGCGCAUCCUCAUCUAUUCAAUUCUCUUCUCCUCCCAAGUUUGAUCUUUCCUUGUCAUUUAAAAAGAAAUCAGACAAUGCUUACUUUUCAUCUUUUCACUUGUUGUAA